AUGCUUUUGCCACGUUUAGAUGAUGCGGAGGCCGCCAAGAAGAAGGACAAAGAUGCCAAGCCGGAGGACGACGGAAAGCCCAAGCCAGUGGCUUUCGGCUGCGAGGACUGCAACUGGUACGUCUGCGCGGACUGUCACGGCAAGAAGGGGGAGAAGCAAUGGCAGUGCAUGCUCCAGGUGGACAUACGGGAGGGAAUGGAGGUCCACCGCGAUUGGUUUAAUGUUGAUCACCUCCGGCUUUUUGCCGAAGCCGAAGAUGACAUGGACCUGGAAGAUGAGGAGGAGAAGGAGGACGUCAAUCUGGCGAAGAAGUUCUACCCAGACCUCAUCGAGGGCCAGCACAUCAAGGCCUCGCUCAGCUCCGCCGGGCGUUGGGGCUUCACCCAGCGCUUCAUGUACGAUGCCGUGGUGUCCCGCGUGCAGGAUGACGGUAACUACGACAUCAAGUUCCAUGACCAGCUGCUUGGAGAGAAGAACGGCAUGCCCAUUGAGGAGUUGGAGAGCCUGCUCACCUUCGAAGCCUCCGGAUUGGGCCUGGAUCCUUCGAGGAACCUCUUCGACUUCCGGUUCAACAGCCUUCCCCGCGGUGUGCUCGCCAACGGCAACGGGGUGGAGCUGAAGCCAGCCGGAGACUCGGGAGGUUCCAUCCUCCUCAUCAAGCCGACCUCGUACCUGGCCAUGCCGCUCGAAGGCCUGGCUCCUGGUGGAGCGGGUUCCGGCGAGGACCAUGUGAAGUACACGUUGACCCUCGAGCUGAAGCUGCCCGUGCAGAGGUCGCAGCAUCCCGUCGCACUGUUCCAGGCUUCUUGGCCCGAGGUCUCCGGCGCACCGCAGCUUUGUGCUGUGGCGGACGAAUACGUGCCAGUUCACCCGGCUGAGCGAGAUUACUUGGAGGAGCCUCCUGCACCGGGCACGACGUGGAACUGGCACUUGCAGGUGGGCAAUGUGAUCCUCAACAAGUCGGUGCUUCGCCCUGGCAGGUGGCAUGACGUCACUAUGGUGGUGAACUGCAAGGAGGGCCGUGCCUUCAUCUACGUCGACGGCAAGAUCGUUCGCGGGGACGGCGGCGAGCACGCUGUUGUCAUCGGCGAGGGAGCAGGCCUUACUUCGCCCGAGCCCAUCGCUAGCAGAGCACACCAUCAGUUAUGCUUCGUGGCCAGUAACCCACUUUCCCGUCUUGAACACAGUACGGUAUCUGUACAAGUGCUUUGUUUUACACAGCAGAGCAAAGUAUACAGCCUCAAAGUCAAAGGCACGCAAAAUCGAUCGAGAAUCGCAUUGUCGUGCAAGCACAAAGAGUCAACAAGACAUGACCACAGGAAAGCCAGGCUUCUAAUGUGUAACAGGGCAUGUAGGACUGCGAAUGGGAACAUUGCAACGUGCGAUACAGCAGAUCGUGUCGGUGUUGGCGGUGCACCAGGAGCAUUUGUCAUUGUUGCUUACUCCCCAGCGAAAACCGGGGGCCCAAAUGUGUACUGUCGAACCCUAACCCCAACUACUUGUACCACAGCAUGCAACCUAAACAAUGCUCCGUCAAACCGGAACCCUCGACUCUAA
Messenger RNA from Symbiodinium necroappetens, 1557 nucleotides. The record is from the annotation of a GenBank genome assembly. NCBI's taxonomy places the organism in Eukaryota, Dinophyceae, Suessiales, Symbiodiniaceae.